AUGACAAAUGGAACAGAGGCGCGGAAAUGUGGCCCAGUGCGCAUCCCACGGCAAGCGAACGUCGUUUCGGAUGCUGAUGAGGAGGUGUUUUUGCUGUAUACUCAGUUAGCUGCACGCGCACCAGACGACGAAGCUAUGGGCUUCCGAGGGCUCGGACACGUCGAUUCUCAACAGGACACGCUCGCUAUCGACUUUGUCAUUGACGAACAAUCUGAAAGAGCUGCCACUGAGCCGGCUGUGUACCAGACCAGGUCGAGACGCUCUAUCAAGAAGAAAAGCAAGGUUCCGACAGCGUCCCGGGAACAUGUCAUCUCCAUCGAGCUCCUGCAGGACAAGACAGCUCUCCGCUCGCGCAAGGGGGAUACGGGGAGUGUUGUUUGGCGCGCAAGCGUUGAUUUCGCACAGUACGUUCUACGAAGCUAUCACACCCGGGCCCCGGAUGCGCUCUUGGAUGCAGAUUCGCUUUGCGCAGCACAUGUGCUUGAGCUGGGUGCUGGGACGGGCCUGCUCGGCAUAGCACUAUCGCCCAUCGUAGCGCGCUACACGCUCACAGACAUCGACGCCCUCAUCCCGUUAAUACAGAAGAACCUCGCGCACAAUCGCAGCCUACCGAGUUUAUCCCGCAACACCGUAGGCAAACGACGAUCUGCACAUGGUGCAGGCGGUUCCGCACCAAAGGACGAGGAGCACGCAAGCAUUUCUAUCGAAGCUUUGGACUGGGAGGCUUUGCGCCAUGCCUCACCGGCCCUGCGCAGGUCUACAUUCCAAUACCCGGCUAUCGACGUGCUGCUUGUCGUCGACUGCAUUUAUCACCCAUCACUGCUGCCCGCACUCCUUUCCACCAUUGAUUACCUGACAACUCCGGGCGUAACGUCUGUCCUCGUGGUCGUCGAGUUGAGGGCGGAAGAUGUUGUGAGGGAGUUCUUAGCAGGAUGGUUGAGACUAGAGUCGGACGGGAUAUGGCAGGUGUGGAGCGUUCCAGAGGUGCUAGAUGGUCCAUAUGCAGUUUGGGUUGGGUGGAAGACGCCUCGCCGCAAUGACAAUAGAUAG
Messenger RNA from Rhodofomes roseus, 1050 nucleotides. RefSeq lists its product as uncharacterized. The coding region runs from base 1 to 1050 and encodes 349 amino acids. Lineage: Eukaryota; Fungi; Basidiomycota; Agaricomycetes; Polyporales; Fomitopsidaceae. The record is from RefSeq and is a predicted model, not a curated record. The transcript has 4 exons.